AUUCCCAUCACCCGCAAUCUCUAUGAAUGUCUAUUACAAUUGCGCGAAUCAAAGUUCACUGGCAAGAUUUGGAUCGAUGCAAUUUGUGUCAACCAAAGAGACAUCCCAGAGAGGAAUUCGCAAGUCCUCCAUAUGCCUACAGUCUAUACGUCUGCCCAACGCGUGAUCGCUUGGCUCGGCAGCUGUCCGUCGCCACUCGAUGAUGUCAAGAUCAUGGGAUCCCGGCCAUUGACAUUUUCGCGCGUAGCCUUGCUGCGACACUUCUCCAGAGUGCACUUAUUCGGCCGACGAUAUUUUCAAAGAGCUUGGAUCAUCCAAGAAAUACUGUUGGCUAGGGAUAUA
Pseudovirgaria hyperparasitica is the source of this 342-nucleotide messenger RNA. RefSeq lists its product as uncharacterized. Lineage: Eukaryota; Fungi; Ascomycota; Dothideomycetes; Acrospermales; Acrospermaceae. The annotation marks the transcript as partial. The transcript is spliced from 2 exons. The record is from RefSeq and is a predicted model, not a curated record.